Lepidothrix coronata (blue-crowned manakin) is the source of this 2285-nucleotide messenger RNA. RefSeq names its product transmembrane protein 154 (gene TMEM154). NCBI's taxonomy places the organism in Eukaryota, Metazoa, Chordata, Aves, Passeriformes, Pipridae. Bases 43 to 675 code for a protein of 210 amino acids. The transcript has 6 exons. The record is from RefSeq and is a predicted model, not a curated record.
AAUGCAGCUCAGAUGCACCUCGGCAGGAAGCAGGAAAUGUAGAUGUUUCGGUGCAGCAGGGAGGCUGACGGAGCGCCCCUCAGGUGGGAGCACUGCCAGGGCAGCAUGCGAAACCCCAGCUUUAUCACUCUGCUCUCUGCUCUGUCGCUGGCUGGAGGAUCUUUUGGAAAUGGCCCUGAAAAUGAUGGAUCAGGAGAUGGACCAUCGACAUUACCCACUGUUACAGUAACAUCUCAUCCUGCUGUGGGUUCUUCGACCGUGAAUGACCAUGAGACAGUACUUGUCGUGACAAGCGCUACUGAAAGCAGCUUUGAAACAGAAAGUACUUCAAGUAGUGAACCGAAUGCUGUGAACGAUGGGGACAGCCUAGAAGCAGCAGAACAGUCUAUCUUGAUAUAUGUUGUCCCUGUCGUGCUGCUGGUCCUGCUGAUUUUAUUGAUCACAUUUUUCGUAAUACAUCAUAAAAGGAAAAAGUCUAAGCAAGAUGAGCUGGGAAGUGAAAAUGUGAAAAGUCCUAUUUUUGAAGAAGACACGCCCUCUGUUAUGGAGAUAGAAAUGGAAGAGCUUGAUAAAUGGAUGAACAGCAUGAACAAAAAUGCUGACUGUGAAUGUUUGCCUACUGUAAGAGAAGAAGAAAAAGAAUCAAUUGCCAACCCAAGUGAUGGUGAAUCAUGAAGUCAGAACAGCAAAGAACUGGAUAAAGGGAAGCAGCACACAAGCUAACCAUCCCCCAGAUAUUGGAAGAACUGGAUUUAAAUAUGUCAUUGUCAUGGGAUUUAAAUAUAAUUCACCUCAAAAGGCCAGACAAGCAAAUGCUUUGGUUGUGUCCUGCUAUAUAUGGUCUUCAGAAAGGAAACAGGAAGGAAAAAGAAGAAAAGAAAAAGAGAAAAGCACAGUAGCAAGAUUAGAGACUGAUUUAAAUUCUUUCUGCAAUUACAUUCCUCACAAAUCAAGAGAAACCUCUUCCCUCCCCCCCAAGUUCUCAAAAUAGUUCAUGAUUCUAUCUCAUUCUGCAGUUUUGUAUUGUGCAGCACUUAAAACCACUUCUGUUCAAAGUUCGGCGGGUUUCUUUGUUUUGUUUUUUGAGGGUGUUUGUUUCCAUGUCCAUAAUUCUGGACAGCCCUGGCUUUGUGGGUGUGAAGCUCAUGCCUAUGCAAUGCUUAUUUUUCAAUUUGCUUUUUCUGAAUGGUGCACUGAUUUGCACAGAGCAUCUGCUGGGGAGGUACCAGGCUAGGACUGACAGACCACCUCUGAGGACAGAGAGAGAGCAGCUGAGAAGCCUCUCAAAGGAAUAGCCAGAAGUGACUGCAGCCCGGCAAGGGCAUGGACUCUGUCUGUAGUGUGUUUUUUGGUUUUCAAAUUAAAGGCUUCGGAGAAGUGAAAACUAUUAUUUUGAGAUUGCCUUUCAGUUCAUUAUCUCCAUAGAUGAGGGCCCGGGGCUAGCUCUCUCCAUGUAAGUCUCCUCCCUGCCGAGGGCUGUUCUCUAACCACCUACUUCAGGAAUAUUCAACUUGAAAACAUUUUUUUUUUUUAAAUAAGUGAGCUUGAAAAAUUGAACAGUUCAGUACUCACACCAAACACAGGUUUAGAUGAGUAUGUGUUAUGGGUGACUACUUCGUCAAGGUUUUCAGAUGCAGUACGUUUUCUGCUGCUUCUGUUGUUGAAUAUUGAGCUUGCAAUAUUUGAAAGACAUGGACUUCUAAGUGUGCCUGGUCACCUUUAAUUACACUGAAAAAAAAUCAGACUCCUGGGAUACCUCAGGGUGGGAAUAUAAAUGUUACAACUGUGUCCAUUGAUUUUCUAUAGCAAGUCUCUUAGAAUGUAGUUUAAAAAUGUAACACACAUAAAAGCAGAUCCAUGUCCGUGCAAAGCUUCCUUUGCCUUAUUUAAAAAAGCAAAUUCACAUCCUACCAUAUCUUAUAUCCUACCCUAUCAUAUUCUACCUAUCCUCAUCUUCUAUUUAAAUAUAGAGUGCCUUCCCACUCAAUAUAUGUUUAAUAUGAUCAGUUUUAGUUUGCCUGCAAAUAACUCACUAAUAAGUUAUCAUGCAUAUCUUGGUUAAAGAGAGAAAACAAAUGCCCCAAGCCUCUGGGAUGGCUUCUAAGUGUCACUCACAGCUGACAAAUACAGAGGAUGGUUCACCUUUGUGAAUAAUAAAGGAUGUGUCACAAUAUAGAAGGAAAGAAUGUUUACAGCUAACAACAUUCAUUCAUUAUUGAAUAUGACUUGAUCAGUAAUUUCCUCAAAGAAUAAAAGACUUCACUUCAUCAUUGUCCAAAACUAUU